Spinacia oleracea (spinach) is the source of this 899-nucleotide messenger RNA. RefSeq names its product cell wall integrity and stress response component 1. Bases 82 to 627 code for a protein of 181 amino acids. The record is from RefSeq and is a predicted model, not a curated record. Lineage: Eukaryota; Viridiplantae; Streptophyta; Magnoliopsida; Caryophyllales; Amaranthaceae. The transcript has a single exon.
UAAACUAAAAAUAAAAACAAAACAGACAUACUGCAUUAUCUAAAGAAUCAAGCUAGAAGAAAUUAAUUAAAGAUUAUAGUGAUGGAUCGUGGUGCAUUAGUUAUUGUAGGUGUGGUGUUUGUUUCCAUGGUUAUUGUGGUUAUGGCAGAAGGACCAACUCCAUCACCAAUACCAUCACAUAAGGCUGAGACUCCAAAUACAUCUUCAGCAACUAUGGAGAAAGCCCCUACAUCAUCAACAACAACUAUGGAGAAAGCCCCUACAUCAUCAUCAUCAUCAUCAUCAUCAUCACCAUCAUUAUCAUCAUCUGUUUUAGCACCUAAAGCUGCAUCACCAACAACUAAUCAUGCAAUUCCAUCAAUUUCACCUUCUGUUAGCCCAAAAAGUUCAACUUCUGAAUCUCCUACAUCAUCAGAAAGUCCUAGUUCUGAUGAUUUGAAUGACUCACCACCAAGUAGCUCCCCUUCUGAAGGACCUGCUUCUGGGCCAUCAUCAGAUGCUCCAGCAUCAACUGAAUCAACACCAGCUGAUGCUCUAACUCCACCUCCUAAGAAGAAUGCUGCCUUCACCCUUAACUUAUCACCUGUUGCUGGUCUUAUUGCUGUUGCAGCUGCUUUCUUUUAUUGAUCAUAUUACCAUUUAUAAAUCAUGUGAGUAAUUUCAUUUGGCUAAUUAGGAUCGUCUACUUCAUUAUAAUUAAUUUUACACUUAUCAUUUCUUGAUUUGUAUAUAUUAAUUAUAAUAGAAGCAAUAUAAGUAGGAACAACGAAUCAUUCUUUUCAUUUGCCAAAGGAACAUGUAUUUCGUAUUCUCAUAUUAACCUCAUUUCGAGGCCCUUCUUAUUCAACCCCAAUUACUACCAUCUUGAAAUAAUAUUACUUACAUUAUUAAUAAUAUUA